AUGGAAAUGCAAGAACCAGAACCUGAAGAGAGAAAGCAGGAAGAAGAAAACAAGUGUGAGGCUGUGGGAGUAGAGUCAGUUCAAUCUGAAGACAAGGACAAGAUCAAACAGCAAAUUAAGCUGCUUUUCAGAAGACUCAAUCUUAGUCUGAUUCAACUGAAUUCACAAGACUUUCUGCAGGUAACACCAGUGAUGUUGCAGAGACAUGAACCUUGUGAGGAAAAGGACUUGGUUCAAACUUUCAUACAGAAACUCCUUAUGAUGGAUUACAGAGCAAGAUACAUUCAAAUAAAAGAAAGAAAACAGCUGAAGAGACACAGGACAAAAGUUUUAGAUACAGCACCUAGUGGUGCUUUUGAUAAUAUUUUUGGUAGGUCUGCGCCUGUUGAUGAAGUGAAUAAAAUGCAUCCUCUUCAUCCAAUGGACAUUCAGAUGGCAGUGUUUCUUCAUGCAGAUAAUUUUCUUCGCCAGCUCAUAGUAACCAAACUGUCACAGUGUCAGUAUGCUGUUCCUCUGCUUGUGCCCAAUCCUUUCUACCAAAGGAUUGAGUUUCCAUUAUGGACCUUCCGACAAAUAAAGAAGAGUUGGAAGUUAUAUGAGAAGAAUGAAAGCAAAAGUCAGGCAAUCUAUCAGGCAGAGACACCUAUGGUUGCAUUUUUUAGGUUGUCAGCAGUUUCUACAUCCAAAUCUCAAAUCAUGAACAGUUUGAUCAAUGAACGGCAUGAGACUUUCUUUCACAGGCACUGCCGUGGAAGCAGCAAAUCUCGUCUGCUGAUGGACGGAGUUGUUGAGAUUGCCUGGUAUUGCCCGUCUGGGGAGAAGAUGGAUAAAUUCACAGAUUGUGUUGCGUUCUGUAAUCUUCAUGGUGAUGCACAAGCUCAUGAGCCACAGCUAAAAAUCCUCACUGAAGAGUCCUCAAUAAAUGUUGUGAUUUUGCCUCAUCUGGAUAGAAGUCACAGAAGUAUGACAAUUGUGGAAGAUCUGUACAACAACUCAAAGCCACUUAUCUGCCUUCUGACUGAAGAGGAAUCUGUUGUUACAGAGAUGCGAGGAGGCAAAUAUAAAAUCGGUUUAAAAGAUAUAAAUAAAUUUGAGGUGUCUGAAGAACUGAGAAGAACCAUCAAUGAGUGUCUCUCAAAAACAAUUUCCAAGUUUAAACUUUCAGAUAUGGUCAAACACUCAGAAGUCAAAGUAGAUGAGAAUGAUGAAGACUGCAAGAGGGCACAUGAAAUGGCAAAACAGAUGACAACAUUACUAGAAAACAAUGAACUCUCUAAUAUUAAAGAAACAUUUCUGCCAUGUCAGGGAAAGUUGUGGCACGAUUGGUGUCAGAAGAACAAAGAACUACAUCGACCUCAAGGAAACAACAUUGAAAUGCAUAACAGCCAAAAACAAAUGGAAAUGUUUAAAAUCAGAGAAAAGCAGAAAGAAUCUGGUGUGACUACAUUUAUGAAGAUGUUUAUUGAAAAACUCAACUCUAGCAAAGAUAAUGAGAAGCUGUAUUUCAUCAGAUGGCUUGGGUUCCUGCUGGAUGAAUAUACAUCAGAAGACCUCUCAGCACUUCAUCAUAAAUAUGAUCAAAAAUGGUCAAUAGUGUUGGAUUUGAAAAAGAAACAUGAUAAAUCUGAGCAAUCAGAACAAAUACAACUUGAGAAAAUGUCUGAAAAACUCGAUGAAGCAACAUUUGGCUUGGAACACUUGUUGAGAGAGAUUGGCCAGAUUUAUGAAUCGCAUGAAUCUGUCAAGAAGAAUAAAGCAACAGUAUAUCAAUUUAAUGUUACUUCUCUCCCACGACUUGCCGCAGAGCUCAUGGUUUCUGGAUACCCGUUGGAGCUGAUGGAUGGUGAUGCAGCUCAUGUUCCUCUGAUAUGGGUUAAAGCUGUUCUAGAUGAGCUUAUCAAGAUACUAGGAGACCAGAGAGUCUUUGUCUUGUCUGUUUUGGGGAUUCAGAGUACUGGCAAAUCCACUUUGCUGAAUGCCAUGUUUGGAUUGCAGUUUGCAGUCAGCGCUGGCAGGUGCACCAGAGGAGCCUUCAUGCAGCUGGUCAAGGUGUCAGAAGAACUAAAAUAUUUAAAAUUUGAAUACAUUCUUAUUGUUGAUACUGAGGGGCUUUGUGCUCUUGAAUUGGCUGGCAGAUCAACAAGACAGCAUGACAACGAAAUGGCAACAUUUGUGGUUGGUCUAGGUAAUAUGACCCUGAUCAGCAUGUUUGGUGAAAAUCCAGCAGAGAUGCAGGACAUCCUUCAGAUUGUUGUUCAAGUUUUUUUCAGGAUGAAGAAGGUGCGACUGACUCCAAGGUGCAUGUUUGUGCUUCAGAAUAAUGGAGACGUCACAGCCGAUGAGAAGAACCUGAAGAGACGCUUAGAAGAGAAACUGGAUGAGAUGACUGAGUUGGCUGCUAAAGAGGAAGGUUGUGAUGUUGAAUUUUUCAGUGAUGUCAUUAAAUUUGAUAUUAAGUCUGAUGUGCGAUAUUUUGCCCAACUCUGGGAGGGCAGCCCACCUAUGGCUCCACCCAAUCCAUGCUACAGUGAAAAUGUGCAAGAACUUAAGAACGCUAUACUCUCUCAUGCUUCUGAAUCUAAUGGUGUAACACUGGGACAAUUCAGAGAUCGUAUUGGUGAUGUCUGGAAUGCACUUUUGAAUGAAAACUUUGUUUUCAGCUUUAAGAAUACUGUUGAGAUUGCAUUGUACAGGGCAUUAGAGGAAAAGUGUGCAAAAUGGACCUGGAGUCUCAGGAGUGCUAUGCUUGAUAACUUAAUUUGUCAAAAGGAAGCUCUCACCAAACUUGACUGGGAGAAAACACUGCAUGAGCGAAAACUCUUUAAGAAAAGCAAAGAGCUGGGUUUGAGUCUUAAACAAAAGCAACUUGAUGAGAAUGAGCUGAAGACAGAGUUUGAUAAAGUGUGGUGGAAGUGGGUCUCUGAGCUGGCAGGGGAUGUUCGCCCUCAUGAAGACAUUAAUAUUGUCAAUGAUAUACUUAAAAUUCUAGCUGAAAUUCAUGAAGACACACUUGUGUUGGAGAGAUUAAACAAAUUUGAAAGGAUAAUUCAAAUGACUGAUUUCUCCAUAUAUGUAAAUCCCAUUAAAAAAUUUGGUAUCCAUUUAGGAACCCAACUAUUUGGCCUUCCAUCAGAAGAACAACGGUCAAUAAAAAAUUUGGUUCAGAGUAUUGUUCGUGAAACUGAAAACCAGGUUAAGUCCAAAUCAGUUGCAAAGAUGGGUUACAACAAAAGCUACAUUCAAGAGAUUGCCCAAUCUGUAAAAACAAAUGUAGGAAACCACAAGUGCCUCCACACCCAGUAUGAAUUCAAGAAAGAGUUCACAGUGGAUUUGACUCUCUUUGUGUGCAGGUUGGCAGGUAUGAAGUUUGCAGAGCUCCAUCAGAUGUUCAGAGAAGCUAAUGAUCCAUUGAUUUAUUUAGAGAAAAAGAAACCUGAAUACUACAGCGUCUUUCAAAGUUUCUGCAGAGGUUCAACAUCUGCUGACGUUUUUGGGACCUUGAUUUGUAAUGAACUAAAAGAAGGCAUUCUCCAGAGUGUCUACAACAAAACUGCAUAUGAUCUCGCAGGAAAGAUGCGGAUGAAUAUUCCUGCUUUCAAAGGCAACAGAUCCAACCUGGAGAAACACAUUCUGAAAACCCUAGCAGAGGAGGAGGACUUUGACAAGUUCAUUAAGUACAUUCAUCAUCCCAGAGACUACAUUGAAGAUUUUAUCAAAGCUCAAGUUGAAACAUAUAUAACCUCAGAGAGUUCCUUAGCUCUUGCCAUUUUGAAAGUGAACAUUAGACACAAGGAGAACAUCAUAAUCACAGCUGCUGAAACCGCAACAGCUCAGGUCUUAGGUAAAAGAGGAGAUGUAAAUAUGUGGCUGGAAGUUUUAUCAUUCUGUUUGAAAGAUGAGCUUGAAUACAGUAAAGAACAUCUGACUGGUACCAGCUGUCAGGACAACAAUGACUAUGAACUUCUGGAAGAGGUUGUAAAGAAAGGACUUCGCCACAUCAUAGAAGAUCUAAACAAAGACCUGACAAACCCAUCUGAUAUUAGAAUGGCAAUGUUUAGGAAAUCCCCAGAUGAGAUUUUGAUUGAGCAUUUCUGUAAAUGUUGUUGGGUUCAAUGCCCCUUUUGUAAAGUUGUCUGUGUUAAUACAAUGGAAGAGCAUCCUGGAGAUCAUACUGCUCCCUUUCAUCGAAACUGUGGAAUGAGAGGGUUGACUUACAGAGGUACUCUUAAUCUUUGCUUGGAUUUCUGCACCUCUUCAGUGGCGAGUGAGAGUAUGUUUUUUUACCCCUGUCAUGAUUCAGAUGAUACAGUUUUAUGGAAAGAAUACAGAACGGCAGGUCCUGAGUUUGUAAACUGGUCCAUCAUAACUGAUUAUUUAGACCUGCCAUACUGGAAGUGGUUUGUGUGUAGAUUUCAGAAUGAUUUGGAAACGUAUUAUAACAGAACGUUUGAAGGGUGUGGUACAAUUCCAGAUAAUUGGAGAUCCUUCACAAAAGAGAAAGCUCUCAAAAGUUUGGAUACAUAUUUAUGAAGUGAGAAGCAGAUUGUUACUGGUGUAUAAAAUAUGUAGCAUAUUCCCUGGUCCAUACACAUAAAAAAACGAUUUUUUUUAAUGUUUAGUGUAGACCUAUACAGUAGGUAGGUGGAUCUAUGUAAAAUGUUGGACAAGUACCUGUGAUACAUGUUUUAGACUGACUCUGAAGCUUUUAAAAAGCAAAAACUUAGUUUCGAUUGGAGCUAUAAUGCCUACCCAGUUUAAUGAAGAUGCGUAUAAAUAGCACGAAGUGUGAAAAUCGUGCAAUACAUACACCAAAUUCCACUUUGGCGUGCAUAUGCCAGUCCUUCCCAUUCACUUAAACGGUGCAUCUUUUUUUGUUGUUUUAUUUAUUGGUUUCUCAAUUUUUUCUGUUUUUUAAACCAUUUUCGCGUGGGUUUAGGGUUGGAUUUGAGAUGUGCUUAAGGAGGUUAUUUAAUAUACAGGUUUCUCCAUGUUUUGUCUUUAUUUAAACCACGGUCGCUUGGAGUUGGGGUUAGAAUUGGGGUUUGGGUUAGAGUGUCAUUUUUAUAUAACAAAAAGUUGUUCUAACCCUAAACCCAAGUGAAAAUGGCAAAAAUAGCAAA
Molecule: messenger RNA, 5120 nt
Organism: Paramisgurnus dabryanus
Lineage: Eukaryota; Metazoa; Chordata; Actinopteri; Cypriniformes; Cobitidae
Product: interferon-induced very large GTPase 1-like
Molecular function (GO): GTP binding
Source: RefSeq, a predicted model, not a curated record